Molecule: messenger RNA, 2406 nt
Organism: Bemisia tabaci
Lineage: Eukaryota; Metazoa; Arthropoda; Insecta; Hemiptera; Aleyrodidae
Product: enoyl-[acyl-carrier-protein] reductase, mitochondrial
Biological process (GO): fatty acid metabolic process
Cellular component (GO): mitochondrion
Molecular function (GO): oxidoreductase activity
Source: RefSeq, a predicted model, not a curated record
GCUCAUCGUCACUUAUUAGUUAUCAAUGUGGAGCCUGUGGCAACAGCAACUGUGUAAUCUUAUCGGACCAAAAUAAAUCGUUUUGAUCACAUUCAAUGCUUCAUUUAAAGGCUGCAGAUCCGUGUUUCUUUUUCAUUUUCAUCACAUUUAGUGUCCUAUCAACUUGUCAGACGUUUCUCAAAAAUGGAUCCGGAGGAAGCUUUUAAAGAAUAUCAAGCACAGAUGCAAAGUUUCAAGUGCAAAAAGCUCGUUUUUAAAGAGUUUGGUGACCCGUUGAAUGUUGUUCACCUAGAGGAUUGCAAUGUGAAAGAGCCUUACGGUAAUGAGGUGCUGGUGAAGAUGCUGCUAGUGCCGGUGAACCCGGCCGACAUAAACAUGAUUCAGGGGAAGUACCCGGUGAAGCCGAAGCUGCCAGCCACUCCGGGGAUGGAGGGUGUCGGUGAGAUCUUCGAGACCGGCUUCAAUGUCACCCGUUUGGGCGAAGGUGACCGCGUCAUCCUUAGCGGUGAGCCGAUUGGUUCUUGGUCCUCUCUUGCCCUAUUCGAAGCUAAUGAUGUCAUCAAGGUGCCGAAAAGAGUGCCAAUAGAGAUUGCAGCCGGUUUGGUCAUUAACACGGUCACCGCCCACCGAAUGCUAACGGACUUUGUUGAGCUAGGCCCGGGUACCAAUGUAAUUCAAAACGGAGCCAACAGCGCCUGCGGCCAGAAUAUAAUUCAACUUUGCAAACUUUGGGGCCUCGUUUCUAUCAACAUCGUGCGGAAUCGACCCAAUGUGGAGGAGCUCAAAAAGCAGCUCACUGAUUUAGGCGCCAACUAUGUCUACACCGAGGAGGAAUUCAAUGCAUUAGAUGAAAAGGACUUCUUUUUCACACGACCGAAAUUGGCUUUGAAUUGUGUGGGUGGACCAUUACUGACCCGUAUGCUGAAGUUCAUGGCCCCUGGCGCUACGGUGGUAACUUACGGGGGCAUGUCUUACAAACCAAUCACGGCACCGACCACCUCCUUCAUAUUCGACGACCUCAAGUUCAAAGGCUUCUGGCUGAAACGAUGGAACGAGGACUACAGAAACAAGGACAAGAAGGAAUCCAUGAUGAACGAACUUUUCGAGCUAUCUGCCAAAGGAUUCCUUCACGCUCCUGCGCACAAGUUUGUCCCGUUCGAAAAGUUCAAAGAAGCACUAGAGAAUACAUUGUCGCCCAAAGGAUUAGUUGGACAUAAGUGCAUACUCGAUUUCAGGGAGAUGCACGCGGAACAGGAAAAAGAGUGGGCCAAAGAGAGGGAGAUUAGGAAGGCCAAAGAAAAGGAGGAAAUAAAAAGGAAGGGAGCCAUUGCGAAAGCGGAUUUAGAAAAAGUGAUGAAGGAGAGAGAAAAGCAAAAGACGGAGGAGAAAGAUAAAGGGAAGAAGUAAAGAAGUAGGGGAUGAAAAAUCAGUUUAGAUUCUGUAAGUAAAAAAAAAAAAUUAAAAAUCUAAAAAAUUAUUUUCUAGUUCUGUUACGAACUACUCAUAAGUGGACCGCGCAUGAAGCAUGAAAUGGUUAUUGCGCUGACUCGCAUAAAACCCCUACUAAACGAGUGAUAGGCAAACUAUGUUGCUUAAGAGUGCGGGUAUGAGAUUAGACCUCUCACUUUGAAGGCUGGUUAUUAUUCCGAAAGAAUUUGUGACGGGAGAAGAUUUCACUUCUCUUCCCUGAAAGAAUUUUACUGUUUUCCACCUCUAAUCUUUCGUCUUUUAGUUUGCUUGUAAUUCAAUUGGUAAUUCUAUACGAGUUAUUUAAUAGGGCCUGCUUAUUAUAACAUAAAAGGAUAACAAGGAUAUUAUCGGCAUAUACUAUAGUUUCUCUGCAGCGGGGUCGGUUCUUAAUCUAACAAUUUCAUCGAAUAAGAUGAUGAACAGGAGAAGCCCGAUAUCUGAUCCUUGACUGAUUCCACUAUUUAUUGAGAAAAUAAGCCUCUCACAGAUAAUAGAUCGCCAGUAAAGUAACUUUUGAUAGAUUGUAUAAGGUAAGGUGCUACUCCCUUUUAUUCCAAAACAUUUAUUAUGUCAUUGUACUCGGCAGAAUUAAAAGCAUUCUUGAUAUCUAACCCUAAAACACACAUCAAUUUCCUUCUAUGUAUCGGGUCCCUUCAAGAAUUAAUUGAAUAAUUUUUAAGACAAAGUGUGUUUUUGUUGUGUAUUGUUGUCGCGACAUCCGCUUGUUAACGCACGGAUUCUCAAUAACACCAUAACGCUUCUUUUUUUCAUGUUGACGGCAUUGUUCAAGACGGCAUGUUACAGUUUUUUAGCCUCUAUAGUGAGAUAUCAGCUUUAUGCUGAAUUUAACGCACGUUGGCUGAAGAACUCCAACAUGCCGUCAAAUCUAUUAAGUUUGCUAAUUUGUCUGCCAAUAAACUUUUCAGUACCCCACCA